UGUGGAAUGGUCCCUCAGCUUCUCUAACCGAGCCAGGCUUUUUCCAGCUCUCUUCCGAACAAGUGAAGAAGCGAGAGGAACUGAGUUUGUUUUCUCGAGUUGGGGAGGAGCCAGCGAGUUUUUUGGAGUUUCUAACUCCAUUCUGCGGCGCGCACACGAACUCUACGAGGACAUCGCUUGAGAAGCACAAGCACGGACUCUUUAGUUUCGGCAAUACUAGUCUACCUGCUUUGGCAAGAACAGACGACAGGACUCCGCGGACUAUACAGCCAG
Amoebophrya sp. A25 is the source of this 273-nucleotide messenger RNA. The record is from the annotation of a GenBank genome assembly. Lineage: Eukaryota; Dinophyceae; Syndiniales; Amoebophryaceae.